AGGAGAGUCUGAAUAAAGUGACCUGUUUAUUAAGUGCAUAUUGUUUAUUUUUGGUGGAUAUUUUAAGUGUUUUUAGCGCAUACAGAUCCGGGCCCUACUCAUGACAUUGGAAUGACCUUGGAACCACGCGAAAGCAUCUUGCAGGUUGCGACGUGGCAACGCCGCUUCCCCCCCUCCAAAUAGAAUUGCGUAUUUUUAUAUAAGCUUUGGCUUUUCUCUAGACGCGCAAUACUUGGUCAGUGACGUUAGGUGUCGGUGGUGAAUAUCCGAGAGCAGUUGAAGUGAGUAUUAGGUGGAGAAGUUAGUCGCGGAAAGAAGACCGAAAGCAUGGGCUUCGGAGAUGGUGGUACAUUUACACAGAUUCAUGUGGCCCAAUAUCCAUUGAAUAUGGGUAGAGAAGGAAAAGAAGGCACAUCAAAUGCCCUUGCAGUUCAGUUGGAUGCACAGGGGAAGGUAAAGUAUGCCGUUUUGGCAUGUCAGGGACACUCAAAGGACAAGAUAAUAUACUCAAAACUGACAGACUUGCUUCCAGCGGAAGUGGUGGCUGAAGAUGAUCCAAGCCUGGAGAGACCAUCAGAUGAUGAUGUGCGAGAGGCUACCGACAAAACUCGUCUUGCCUUGGAAGGUCUCACACAUACAAAGAUAGCAGCUGCUAUGCCAGUCAGGUGUGCACAUUACAUCCGUUACACACCGUUUUGGCAAGGGGCUGCCUACAAUUCAGGUGCAAAACAGCGUGUCAUUCGAAUGGUAGAGGCCCAGAAAGAUCCAAUGGAACCACCAAAAUUUAAAAUCAACAAGAAGAUACCUCGUGGACCUCCCUCACCGCCUGUUCCAGUACUGCAUUCUCCAACAAGAAAGGUGAGUGUUAAAGAAAAGAAUGAGUGGAAGAUUCCACCAUGCAUUUCCAACUGGAAGAAUGCUAAGGGGUAUGCAAUCCCUUUAGACAAACGUCUUGCUGCAGAUGGACGUGGCUUGCAGCAGGUUCACAUUAAUGAGAAUGUUGCCAAAGUGGCAGAGGCCCUUUAUAUCACUAAUAGAAAGAUACGUGAAGCUGUGGAGAUGCGAGCCCAGCUGCAGAAAAAGUUACCACAGAAGCAGAGGGAGAAGAAGGAGGAACAUCUGCGGCAACUUGCGCAGAAGGCCAGAGAGGAAGAGGUUGGCAUCAGAACUCAAGCAGCUGCCACAGAUAAAGAUGAAGAGGCUAGAAAACGUGAUCGGCUGCGUUAUGAACGCCACAAAGGUCGUCAGCGUGAUCGCAACACUGCAAGAGCUGCUUCAUACAAGAGGUCAAAGCUGCAGCGUGAAUGGGAACGAGACAUCAGUGAACAGAUUGCACUGUGUUUGCCAGCCAAGAACAUAUGAGGCGGGGAAGUUCAGUUUGACCAGUGUUUGUUCAACACUACACAGUGCAUGGACUCUGGCUAUGGGGAUGAGGAAUCAUACAAUGUGUAUGAUAAACCGUGGCGUGAGAGUGGCACCCUUGGUGCACAUAUCUACUGCCCUAGUCGAAACUUGGACAAGGAUGUGUAUAGAGAUGAUCUCGACAAGUUGAUCAAAACAAAUCGGUUUGUGCCUCAUAAAGAGUUCAGCGGUACUGAUCUUACUGCCACCAGAAGUGGACCUGUUCAGUUUGAGAAGGAAGAGGAUCCGUUUGGCUUGGGAAAAUUCUUAACACAGGCUAAAUGUGCCAGCAAGCGUCACAAGGAUGGCCGUGAUCAACGAGAAGAAGAACGUCAUAAGCGUAAAAGACAGGAAUAGCUAUAGGGCGUAGGAAUACAAACAGUUUGUCACUAUAACAAAUGAAUAUAUUGUAUUUGUGGUGAAGUUGUUUUAAUUUGAUUCAGUGAAUUGGAGAUGAGAAUUUAUCUAGUGUUGCAAUCAGUGACUUCCAAGAGAUGAAGGCAAUAUAUCCCUCUGAGUUGUUGGUCUGCCUCCUGACUACACAGCGUUACAGCCCAGAUGUACAUCAUAGACAUUGUGGUGAGAACCUCAGCUCCAUAGAUAUGUUACAUAUUAUCAUAGGACUGAAAGAUAACAAAAUGGCUGCGCGACAAAAUCAUGUGGCCUGCGCAGUAAAUUUGGUCUGUAAAUUGAGUUGAAUUAAAUCUGUUGUAAAUUCCAAAUGUCAUAUCAUCUACUAAUAUAAUAAUUACCCAUAUAUCAUUAAUUUAUUGUAUUAAGAACUGGUACAUAAAGAAAAUUAGGUUCAUUUA
Molecule: messenger RNA, 2213 nt
Organism: Cryptotermes secundus
Lineage: Eukaryota; Metazoa; Arthropoda; Insecta; Blattodea; Kalotermitidae
Product: puff-specific protein Bx42-like
Exons: 1
Biological process (GO): mRNA splicing, via spliceosome
Cellular component (GO): spliceosomal complex
Source: RefSeq, a predicted model, not a curated record